AUGCUGCCCGGCCAGCCCAGCCCAUCCACCACGCACGCCUACCUGACGCCCAUAGUCGACGCCUACGAACGAAUAGCCUACAACGGGAUGGAGACUGCCAUCUUCCCUAGCUACUUUCACGGCAAGUGCCAGCGAGACGGCGUCAACCCGCCUGGCUGCCCGAACCCCGACUGCCCCGUCGUCUGCGGCACACCCGGGUCGAUGGUGCACUUCUACCCUACCCUGCGCUACAUCGCGUUUAAUCAAACACGAGAAGCCCUCUUGUCCGUCUCCGCCCCCGGCUCCGACGCGUACCAGCAGGUCGAGAAGGAGGUGAUGAAGGCCGCGCGGCAACACACGCGCCGCUCAAGCAGGAUUUAUCCCCGGGCCGCAUCGAAAGCGAAGGCAAAAGCAAAAGGGAAAGCAAAAGCACUCGCCUCUUCAUCUUCGGCAACAUCUACGUCUACAUCCGCGUCCGUCUCUGCUUCUGGAUCUCAAUCUGCUGCUGGCUCUCGGGCAACAUCUGUGGCAGGCUAUCGCAAACCAUCCUCUGAGUCUGGCUCACCUGGCUCAGGCUUGUCGUCUACGCUGGCAGGUCCAAACGAUGGCAAAGAGAUGCUUGUUCCUGUCUUCGUGCGCUCUCCAGAUACUCCGGAUAGCGAUAUACAGGGUGGCUUGAGCAGCAUCAUGCAGACCGUUUCCGGCCUUCUUGAACAAGCUUGUGGUGGGAAUGCUGACGAGAGUUUGGAGGCGUUGCCACAGUGUAGCUGGGAGCAACAGAUGAAGGAGUACAUCCUAGCAUUCCCUUAG
This is a messenger RNA of Fibroporia radiculosa, 789 nucleotides long. RefSeq lists its product as uncharacterized. The coding region runs from base 1 to 789 and encodes 262 amino acids. The record is from RefSeq and is a predicted model, not a curated record. The transcript has a single exon. NCBI's taxonomy places the organism in Eukaryota, Fungi, Basidiomycota, Agaricomycetes, Polyporales, Fibroporiaceae.